Messenger RNA from Lepus europaeus (European hare), 4514 nucleotides. RefSeq names its product strawberry notch homolog 2 (gene SBNO2). The coding region runs from base 220 to 4167 and encodes 1315 amino acids. The record is from RefSeq and is a predicted model, not a curated record. Lineage: Eukaryota; Metazoa; Chordata; Mammalia; Lagomorpha; Leporidae. Gene Ontology annotation, cellular component: nucleus. Gene Ontology annotation, molecular function: histone binding; chromatin DNA binding. The transcript is spliced from 32 exons. Gene Ontology annotation, biological process: regulation of DNA-templated transcription.
UCCGGUGGCCCCGGGAGGCCCUGCCCCGGUGCAGCCCCGGGCCCAGACGGGUCUCUUCCUCCACAACCCUUGAGGACUGGUUGUGAGGUCAUCCUGUGGCCAGGGCCUGCACAGGACAGGAUGCUGCCACCAGAGCCAGCGCGGAGUGAGAAGCCCAGAUAGACGGCCUGCGCCCCGGGGCCCGGACCCCCGUGCCUGGCGCCUGGCCGGAGCCACCCGAUGCUGGCCGUGGGGCCGGCCAUGGACGGGGAGUACCCUCAGCAUGAGCCCCCACCUGCGGGCAGCAUCCUCUACAGCCCUCCACCCCUGCAGAGCCCUGCGCUGCACUACCCCUGGUGGAGCCCCUGCCCGCAGGCGCCGUUCCCAGCCUACACCAGCGAGAGCCACCAGUUCACAAGCACCGCCCCCUUCCUCGGCGGCCAGCCCUGCCCGGACACCAGCUAUGCCCCCGUGGCCUCCGCCUCCAGCCUCCUGCCAAAGAGCAGCGACUUUCCUCAGGACCCCUCGUACCUCGAGGACCUCUCCAAUGCCUCCAUCUUCUCCUCGUCCGUGGACUCCCUGUCAGACAUUGCAGACACCCCUGACUUCCUGUCGGUGGACAGCCUCACCCAGGUGCCCACCAUCUGGGACGUGAGCACCCCCUCUGCGCAGGACAAGCUGUUCCUGCCCGGCGUGGCCUUUCCCAGCCUGCAGGACCCCGCACCCUCGCUGCCCAGCACCUCACUUCUCAUCAGCUACCAGUCACAGACGCAGCCCGAGGAGGAGGAGGAGGAGGAGGCGGCCGAGGAGCUGGGCCAUGCGGAGACGUACGCGGACUACGUGCCCUCCAAGUCCAAGCUCGGGAGGCAGCACCCGGACCGCGUGGUGGAGACCAGCACGCUGUCGAGCGUGCCGCCCCCGGACGUCACCUACUCCCUGGCGCUGCCUGCCUCGGACAACGGCGCCCUGUCGGCGCUGCAGCUGGAGGCCAUCACCUAUGCCUGCCAGCAACACGAGGUCCUGUUGCCCAGCGGGCAGCGUGCCGGCUUCCUCAUCGGCGACGGCGCCGGCGUGGGCAAGGGCCGCACGGUGGCCGGCAUCAUCCUGGAGAACCACCUGCGGGGCAGGAAGAAGGCGCUGUGGUUCAGCGUCUCUAAUGACCUCAAGUACGACGCGGAGCGUGACCUGCGGGACAUCGAGGCACCGGGCAUCGCGGUGCACGCGCUGAGCAAGAUCAAGUACGGGGACAACACUACCUCAGAGGGCGUCCUGUUCGCCACCUACUCGGCUCUGAUCGGGGAGAGCCAGGCCGGCGGCCAGCACCGCACGCGCCUGCGGCAGAUCCUCGAGUGGUGUGGCGAGGCCUUCGACGGCGUCAUCAUAUUUGACGAGUGCCACAAGGCCAAGAACGCCAGCUCCACCAAGAUGGGCAAGGCUGUGCUGGACCUGCAGAACAAGCUCCCGCUGGCCAGAGUGGUGUACGCCAGCGCCACAGGUGCCUCCGAGCCCCGGAACAUGAUCUACAUGAGCCGCCUGGGCAUCUGGGGCGAGGGCACGCCUUUCCGCACCUUCGAGGACUUCCUGCACGCCAUCGAGAAGAGGGGCGUGGGCGCCAUGGAGAUCGUGGCCAUGGACAUGAAGGUCAGCGGCAUGUACAUCGCGCGCCAGCUCAGCUUCUCCGGUGUUACCUUCCGCAUCGAGGAGAUCCCACUGCCCCCCGCCUUCGAGCGCGUCUACAACCGCGCGGCCCUGCUGUGGGCCGAGGCCCUGGCGGUGUUCCAGCAGGCGGCCGACUGGAUCGGCCUGGAGUCGCGCAAGUCCCUGUGGGGCCAGUUCUGGUCGGCCCACCAGCGCUUCUUCAAGUACCUGUGCAUCGCCGCCAAGGUGCGCCGGCUGGUGGAGCUGGCCCGCGAGGAGCUGGCCCGCGACAAGUGCGUGGUCAUCGGGCUGCAGUCCACAGGCGAGGCGCGCACGCGUGAGGUGCUAGACGAGAAUGACGGGCACUUGGACUGCUUCGUCUCUGCUGCCGAGGGCGUCUUCCUGUCACUCAUUCAGAAGCACUUCCCCUCCGCCAAGCGCCGCCGGGACCGGGGAGCGGGGGCCAAGAGGAAACGGCGGCCACGGGGCCGUGGGGCCAAGGCUCCCCGGCUGGCGCUGGAGGUGGGCGGCGUGAUCCGUAUCAGCGACGACAGCAGCACUGAGUCGGACGCCGGGCUGGACAGCGACUUCAACUCCUCCCCGGAGUCCCUGGUGGACGACGACGUGGUCAUCGUGGACGCCGUCGGGCCCCCUGCCGAUGACCGAGGCCCCCUGUGCCCCCUGCAGAGGGACCCCCAGGGCCCUGGCACCCUGGAGCGGGUGGAGCGGCUGAAGCAGGACCUGCUGGCCAAGGUGCGGGCGCUGGGCCGGGAGCUGCCGGUCAACACCCUGGAUGAACUCAUCGACCAGCUCGGGGGCCCCGAGUGCGUGGCCGAGAUGACCGGCAGGAAGGGCCGGGUUGUGUCCCGACCUGAUGGCACCGUGGCCUUCGAGUCGCGGGCGGAGCAGGGCCUGUCCAUCGACCACGUGAACCUCAGAGAGAAGCAGCGCUUCAUGAGUGGUGAGAAGCUGGUAGCCAUCAUCUCGGAGGCGUCCAGCUCGGGCGUGUCCCUGCAAGCCGACCGGCGCGUCCUGAACCAGCGCCGCCGUGUGCACAUGACCCUGGAGCUGCCCUGGAGCGCCGACCGGGCCAUCCAGCAGUUUGGCCGCACCCACCGCUCCAACCAGGUCUCCGCGCCCGAGUACGUGUUCCUCAUCUCGGAGCUGGCCGGCGAGCGCAGGUUUGCCUCCAUCGUGGCUAAGCGUCUGGAGAGCCUGGGCGCCCUGACCCACGGAGACCGCCGUGCCACUGAGUCGCGCGACCUGAGCAAGUACAACUUUGAGAAUAAGUACGGAGCCCGGGCCCUCAGCUGCGUCCUGACCACCAUCCUGAACCAGACGGACAACAAGGUGCCCCUGCCCCAGGGCUACCCCGGAGGGGCCACUGCCUUCUUCCGGGACAUGAAGCAGGGCCUGCUGUCUGUCGGCAUCGGCGGGCGAGAGUUGCGGUCUGGCUGCCUGGACGUGGAGAGAGACUGUUCCAUCACCAAGUUCCUGAACCGCAUCCUGGGCCUGGAGGUGCACAAGCAGAACGCCCUGUUCCAGUACUUCUCCGACACCUUCGAGCACCUCAUCGAGGUGGACAGGAAGGAGGGGAAGUACGACAUGGGCAUCCUGGACCUGGCUCCCGGGGUUGACGAGAUCUACGAGGAGAGCCAGCAGGUGUUCCUGGCCCCCGGGCACCCGCAGGACGGGCAGGUGGUCUUCUACAAGAUCAGCGUGGACCGCGGCCUGAAGUGGGAGGAGGCCUUGGCCAAGUCGCUGGAGCUGACCGGGCCCUAUGAUGGCUUCUACCUGUCCUACAAGGUUCGCGGCAACCGGCCGAGCUGCCUCCUGGCCGAGCAGAGCCGCGGGAAGCACUUCACCGUGUACAAGCCCAACAUCGGCCGGCAGAGCCAGCUGGAGACCCUGGACGGCCUCUGCCGCAAGUUCCACCGGGUGCCCGCGGAGGAGGCCAGGGAACACUGGGAGAGCGGCUACGCCUUCUCGCUGACGCACUGCAGCCACACGGCGUGGAACCAGCACUGCCGCUUGGUGCAGGAGGGCAAGGACUGCGCGCAGGGCCUGCGGCUGCGCCACCACUACGUGCUGUGCGGGGCGCUGCUGCGCGUGUGGGGCCGCGUGGCCGCCGUCAUGGCCGACGUCAGCAGCAGCAGCUACCUGCAGAUCGUGCGCCUCAGGACCAAGGACCAGAAGAAGCAAGUGGGCAUCAAGAUCCCCGAGGGCUGCGUGCGUCGCGUACUGCAGGAGCUGCGGCUCAUGGACGCCGACGUCCGGCGCAGGAGCGCGCGUGCGCCCCCGCCGCGGCCGGAGCUGCCCUGCGGCCCGGGCGAGGUGCUGGACCUGACCUACAGCCCGCCGCGCCGCGCGCCCCCGCCGCCGCCCCUCGCGCCCGCCGACCCCGCCGCGCUGGCGCACCAGGGCUGCGACAUCAACUUCAAGGAGGUGCUGGAGGACAUGCUGCGCUCACUGCACCCCGGCGCGGGGCCCGUGGGCCCGGCCGAGCGCCAGAGCGUCAUCCGCUUCAGCCCGCCCUUCCCCAGCUCCUAGGCGGCGCCCGCGGGCGCGGGGCCCCGCCGCAGUGCCUUCCCGCCCCGCCCGGGCCCUCUCAGGACGAGCGCGGGGCCUGCGCCGCCCACCCCCGGGCCCCCGAGCUCCGGGGGCGGGGCGCUCCCAAGAGCUGGAAACUCAGGAAGCCCCAGGUGCUCGGCCCCGCGUGUCCGGGGUCCGUGGGGCAGACCCCUAAUAUAUGCAAUCCCCCUGCUCCCUAAGUUAUUGCCUGCCCGCCUUUCCCGGCUGCGGCCGGAGCCGGCGCUGUGGCGGCGUCUGUAUUUAUAAUGAACUCGAAUGUAUAUAUGUAAAAGACCUUUUUUAAAUAUAUGUGCCUUUUGCCUACA